Molecule: messenger RNA, 946 nt
Organism: Exophiala viscosa
Lineage: Eukaryota; Fungi; Ascomycota; Eurotiomycetes; Chaetothyriales; Herpotrichiellaceae
Exons: 1
Coding region: 337-942 (201 amino acids)
Source: RefSeq, a predicted model, not a curated record
GUUACAGGUGACGAGAAGAGACCUUGUCUACACAAUGACUCGUACAUCUACCUGUCACUCAAUGCGAACUCCUCCGAGCACCGAGAGUCGGGACGCCUGGCAAUCGUAGAUUCUUACGUUGAGUCAUCAAGAUAUAUGAGGGCAUCGAGGCACACUCGCAUCAUUCUGCCUGUACUGAUAUUGGGGAUCCUGUCCUGUCCCUGUCCAAAGUCCGAAUUAGAUCUUUCCAUCGCUCUCGAAACACUUUGACGAGCCUCACGUGCCGGUGUAACAAGCUUGUCUACACGUGGCAGCUGCUGUCAUUGUCUUUCACCUUGCCGCAAUUCCCAGACUGACAUGGGCAGUGCAAUUCGGCUUCUCAACCCUUUGAUUGUGGUGGCUGAGGUUCAUGGCCUGAUCAGUCUUCUGCGACGAACCUGCAUUUGCCCGAUACGGACUGCGAGUGGAGCGAUGGCAGAUCAGACGCCACAAUACUCGGAGAUCGUGAGACUCUUUGAGGACAUCGACCUGGUGGCGCAUGCAUUCCUUGUCAUCCGAAGACAGAGUGCAAAGAACGGAUCUGCAGGCUCGUUGCGCUCCUUGAGGCUGAAGACACAUGGCUGCCCAGGUUAUUGCCAAAUGCAGUACAACGGUGUUCCGAGUCAGGGACGACCUCGUAAAUGUAAAACACGAAUGUCAAAGCCACGUGGGCAUGUGCAUCAUGUUCGACUUCGUCCUACCACCCACCAUGUGGUGGUGCCCCUUGCUUCAGCAGCUAUUGUGUCGUUGCAUCCUGACGAUGCAGCCAUGAAGCACUCUGGUAAGUUCGACCGCUCCUCGACAUGCCGGUUCUUAAUCCUUUUUGUAACCGCACUGGAUUUAGCAGAGAGGCCGCUUGCUCUCGGUCACAGUGUGUAUCCAUUACUGGGUAGAUUAGGUAGGGAUGACACUUUGUACAAGUAACAAG